Messenger RNA from Peromyscus leucopus (white-footed mouse), 3542 nucleotides. It is a transcript of the gene Dcst2, whose product is annotated as DC-STAMP domain containing 2. The transcript is spliced from 18 exons. The record is from RefSeq and is a predicted model, not a curated record. The coding region runs from base 1240 to 3372 and encodes 710 amino acids. Lineage: Eukaryota; Metazoa; Chordata; Mammalia; Rodentia; Cricetidae. Gene Ontology annotation, cellular component: membrane.
AACACCAGAACUUGGGGGUCAGGCGGAUCUCUGUGAGUUAUGGACAGGCAGAGCUGCAAGAGCAAUCAGUCAAUCAAAAACGACAAACUGGAAAUGUUAGUGUUCUGGAAGUGAAAGGCAGCAGUUAGUGUAGGCAGCUCAGACCCGCUAGGGACUAUCACAGGAAGGGACCCUGCCUCGACCCUCCCGGGCUGGGCUCCUGAGGAACUGUAGUGACUGGCCAGGCUGCUCCAGGUCCUGCUCUCUGCAGAUCCCAGAUCUCGGUGGAGCUUCUUCUCUCUAGGCAGCGGGGGAGGGUAACUACACAUUCCAUAGCAAUUCCUCAAGGCAGCAGGCCUGGAGAUCUCCAUCCACGGGACAGUCUGCCGGGGGUCGGGGUGGAUGCACAUCUCAAAGGAAGAGCUGUCUCUGGUUGGCUCCAUGUGAGUCCGGUCGGGGUGGAUGCACAUCUCAAAGGAAGAGCCUGUCUCUGGUUGGCUCCAUGUGAGUCCGGCCAAAAGAACCUGGCAAAGUUCACCCCACGAGGAACCCCCAGAGCCCGUCAAUGAGCCUGCCACACUGAGGGCACUGGAGGAGAGUUACAACAGCAUGGAUGACUAAAGACUUUGUCCCCUCACCGUCAUAAAAAACAAAAUAAUAAAGAUUUUGUAUCUUUCCUUCUGAUUCUUCGUCUCUCUUUUUCGACAUCAGAAGCAGCAGAAUGGAGGCCAGGCUAUACAACGCCACCAUCUUCUGCUCCUCAUAGAUGUUCAUGGGGUUCACCAGGAGCUGAAAGAGACCUGAAGGAACAGGGUGAAGUCAAAGGAAAGCAGUGGCAGGAAACUCCCCUGGCUGGCGCCAUAGGAACCGACUCCAGGAAACCGGAAGAGCCCAGCGUAGGAGCAUCUGUAUGGCUGAAAAGGGGACAGCUGAGCUCAUAGCCUCCUCUGGCUGGAUGAGGUUCACUAAGGAGCCCUUUUCAUCCUCGACGGCUGUCUGUCCGGAGGUUCCCGGGCUGUGAGAUUUUGGCGAGAGAAGGAAAGUGCUGCCCGUGUCCUUUGCCUCCCUCGCAGCCCAGCCGGUGACUGCGCUCUGCGUCCUUCAGCUCACCAGCCCUGAGCCAGCAGAACUGGGUCACAGGUUCCGAGACACACCGCGGGAUAAACCUGGCGGAACCUUAGAAUCGGACGAAGGGUUCCGGAUCUACAGAACCCGGGGGCCCUCUUCUGGAGGCCCCCCCGGCAUUUGGUCCUAGCAGCCAUGUCCAAAGUUGAUGUUAUGGAGUGGCCCUCCGGGGAGGAGGGGCCCAGCAUGGCACGGGCUGUGGUCCGAAGCAUGGGUGGCUUUGUUCUGGGUUUGUCCUUGGCCACGGCCUACGGGCUCCUGGAACUUCUGGUGGAAGGACACAGCACCUAUGGCUGCCUGGUGGUCACGGUCACUUUGGCUGCCUUCCUUAGCCUGGGCAUGGGCUUCUCCCGCCAGGUCCGCGUCAGUGUCCUCCUGCUCCUUCCCCAGGCCUUCUCCAGGCAGGGUCGGAUGCUGCUGUUGGUGGCUGCCUUUGGGCUUGUCCUGCAAGGGCCCUGUGCCAAUACCCUGCGUAACUUCACCCGGGCCAGCGAGGCUGUGGCCUGUGGGGCAGAGCUGGCCCUGAACCAGACUGCGGAAGUGCUGGAGCGGGCCAAGCAGCCCCUUGUCAGUGCUCUGGCCAAGAUUAAAGCUAUCGCCCAGAGGGCCAAAGUGGUGGCUGACCGGGUACGCAGGUUCUUCCGGUCCAUCAUGGAUGGUGUGAAGCAUGUAGCCAGGGCCCUGCGGAACGUGUGGUACUGGCUCCUUCACAUCGGUGACGUGUGCAACUCGGAGCUGGGCAACCCGUACACAAAAUGCGCCCGGCUAUUCGACGAUGCCAAGGACAACUGCAUGGAGAUCAUGCCGCGAGUCUAUCACCUGUGUUUCGUGGUCAUGCCCUUCAAGUUGGUGCUCUGUGGACUUGCCAGCUUGGUCCAGAUGUUCUGCGUCAUCCCCACGUACAUCCAAGUCUUCCUGCGGAAGACCAUCAGCACCCCUGUGUUGAAGCUGCUUAACCAGGUGCGUCGUGAGUUUGAAUUCAACAUGACAGCCACGCACUACUUCUCCGUGGACCUCAAUGCCUCUCGGAGCCUGUCCCAGGUGGCUUUGGACCUGCACGAGGCCGUCAGCAUGAAGCUGUACAGUGUCAGGGAGGUCCUGGCUCUGAUGGGCUACACCCUGCCUCUCCUCUUUACACUUCUCUACCUCCAAGCCCUGUGGUAUCGGUACUGUUACCUGAACUGGGACAGUUUUGACAACGUCUACAUCACCAGCCGCUUCUUGCGCAUGGAGGCAGUCCGCGCCGAGGCCGGGCUGCCCACAGUGCUGCCGCUCAGCUCUCACGAGGCCAGACGCUACAUCCAACCAGGCUCCAUCUUCCUGACCCGAUGGGAGAAGAUUUUCUAUAUGUUGGGGACGUUUGACCUCGCCCGUCACCUCCUCCUUGUGUUCCUCCUGGUCUUUCUGGACUACGCUGUCUUCUGGGUACUUGACCUGGCCCGGUACCACCUCCAGGGCGAGAUUGUAGCCCGCAGUCCUGUGCUAGUAUCCAUCACGGUGGAGGGGACCGGAUAUUCGGGGAGUAUUUACCGCGACCUGGUGUCCGCUUUUGACGUCCUGCAACAAGGCAACAUCAGUAUAUUGUCCCGGCGCUGCCUCCUGCACCCCUCAGAACCGGACGCCAGUGGUUACAUCCUUAUCGGUACCAUGUACGGCCUGUGCUUCUUCGUCACUCUGUUUGGCAGCUACGUCAGCAGGCUGCGGCGCGUCAUCUGUGCCUCCUAUUACCCGUUCAGGGAACAGGAAAGGAUCUCCUACCUCUACAACACGCUUCUGAGUCGUCGGACCAACGUGGUGGCUGCGGUGCACCGAGCUGUGAUGCGGCGGGCAGCUGACCAGGGUCACAUGAGCCUCCUCCAGGUGCUAGCCUUCAGGUGUCGUUGCCUACGUCCUUUGCUCAGCCAAUUUUUGCUGCAUCAGUACUACUGCCUGGGCUGUGGGCAGCCUGAGGGCCAAGGGGACAUGGAGGAGAACUUUGUGUCCUGCAGUACCCCAGGCUGCAAAGGUCUCUACUGCCCUACCUGCUUCCGUCUCCUGGACAACACCUGUUCUGUGUGUGCCUCUCCUCUCUCCAAGCAGGGCCACCUGGAUCUGGAGCUGGACUCCAGUGACGAGGAGGGCCCUCGGCUCUGGCUGGCUGCAGCUCGAAGAAGGACCCCCGAGCAGGUGCAGAAACUUCGACAACAGCUCCAGGAAACACUGGGCAAGAGCCUCUCAGGCGAGUCCCACUCCGAGUCCAGUGAUGAGGACCAAGGGAAGGAGCCCUAAAGGAUGCUCCCGCAGCAUCUCCCAGCUCAUCAGUCUGCGGGCCUUCCCUUGCCCCCCGGAGCCCCAGGAACUACUUCAGAAAUUCACUGCCCCCAAAGCAGCUCCCUCCCCAGCCUCAGAACCUCCUGACCCCUCCCACUCACCCCCAAAAUAAAGGAACCAGAAGUGGA